AUGUCACAGGAAGUUGGCACAGUAAAGAAGAGGAAAUCCCCUUACUCCCGCAAAGGAUGUCUUCAGUGCAAGAAAUCACACACUAAAUGUGAUGAAACAAAACCGAAAUGCCUUAAGUGCAUGAAAAGGAAUAUAAAGUGCACCUACAAGGUUAGCUUCGUAUUCCAGCAAGUUGACAUUCGCAGUGGAGAUGAAGGAUGCGCUCCUCCGUCUAGCUCAUCGCUUGAGAUACCAUGCUCAACAGCAGUUUCCCACUUUGACGAUCUAGCUUCUCAAGGUAGUGUUCCACCCCUAGGCAGCGACUGUCUGACCCCUCAUCCACUUAAAUUGGAAGAGUCACCAAAUUUUGCUACUGUUGACCAUAACCUGGAUCUCCGAGAUUUUAUAUUCGUUUCUCAGACGGACUUAAAUUUGCUCAACCUCCUUACUUUCGACACAGAGGACGGCAAAGAAACUGCCCCGUAUAUCCCUGGUGUUCCGCUUACAACUUUAUUCCAGUUAUCAUGGCGUCAUUCAACGUGGGAAGAAUUUUACGACAUGCUGAAAACAUACGAUCCAAUACAAAUAAUGGUUAGAAGCGGGAAGUCACUUGAUGCCUCUUCAAUAUCACUUGAUGACCCUCGUUUACUUAACUUUAUAUGGACAACAACUAGGGUGACUUUAGGCUGUGGGAAUUUCAUUAUGUUUCCACAAGACCGUUAUGAUAAAAUGGUGCAACUGUUCUUAAAUAUUACCGAAAAACAUCCUAUUGUAGAGCGAGUUUUGAUCUACGAUGUUGCCCUAUACUUGAAGGAUCUUUAUUUUAAACAAGAGCUGAAAGAAUUUUCCCACAUAUGGGACCGUUAUAUCAGGAUGCCAACGUUGAAAGUUUGUCUGGAUACACUACAACAGAGGAUAAAUAAAACUCGAGAGUUUACGGAAUUGGUCUCCUUAGCUCUAACCGUUUUAUUAUUAUUCGCGGCAAAUAGUACCUAUCGUAACGCUGAAUGGAGGACUCACUUGAAGGGUUGUUGGCACAUGCUGCAGUCUACGCGACAGUUCAUCCCAAAAUGCCCUACCAAUUUUAUAGACCAGAACUGUAUGGCAGUGUAUGAAAUCUUGGAGGACAAUUUAUGUCACUCGGAAAUUCUGGCCUGCAUAACUUCCGAUAAUGCAGGAUCUAUCAAAAACCCGAUGGAAUUAGAAAACUUAUUAUCGAAUGCUCCUUACUCCAAAAUCGUCCUUUUUGGAGAAAAAUAUGACCUAAUACGGGGUUAUACGACUGAUUUAUUCCCAAUAUUCACGGAAAUAUGUUUAAAAUUAAUCGACCUUCGAAAUCGGGGUUAUAACUUGAAUGGAACGAAUAUACUUGUACAUCGUUUAUUAAACAAAGACGAGAACCUCGCUUAUGAGUUGCAGGAGUUCGGACGGACACUAUUACAAGACUUGGUGGCCUGUAAGCCCACGGAUGAGGACCUGCGUGAAGCUGCUCGCGGAGCAUCCGAUUUUAGACUGCAGUUCUCCAUGAAAAAUUCUGUAAAAGCCUAUUACCACUCGCUUGAACUUUAUCUCAAGAUAUUUUUUCUUCGUGUACCGCUAGAUUCCCCAGAGUUGGUCACUAUUGUAGAAAAGAUCUUGGAGUACCUAUAUGCAAUGCCAUACUAUACAACAACAAGCAUUGCAUGUCAUUGGGGUAUAUACCUAAGUGGCAUGGUGGCUUCUCUUCUCAACCAGAAAGCUCUGCAUCUUCUCUCUAUAGACAUCCUUUCAAAGCUGGCCUCUAAUGGAAUGAUUGUGGCUGCUAAUUCGAUCACGAGGCUCACAUAUAUCAAUAGAACGCUGGAAUCAAAAGACUACCAUAAUCUAGUAAAUCCCUCUCACGAUUUUAUUACAUUUUGA
This is a messenger RNA of Eremothecium sinecaudum, 1878 nucleotides long. RefSeq names its product Zn(II)2Cys6 transcription factor. Gene Ontology annotation, molecular function: DNA-binding transcription factor activity, RNA polymerase II-specific; transcription cis-regulatory region binding; zinc ion binding. Gene Ontology annotation, biological process: positive regulation of transcription by RNA polymerase II. Gene Ontology annotation, cellular component: nucleus. The transcript has a single exon. The record is from RefSeq and is a predicted model, not a curated record. Bases 1 to 1878 code for a protein of 625 amino acids. NCBI's taxonomy places the organism in Eukaryota, Fungi, Ascomycota, Saccharomycetes, Saccharomycetales, Saccharomycetaceae.